Molecule: messenger RNA, 3325 nt
Organism: Solanum tuberosum (potato)
Lineage: Eukaryota; Viridiplantae; Streptophyta; Magnoliopsida; Solanales; Solanaceae
Product: probable LRR receptor-like serine/threonine-protein kinase At3g47570
Exons: 3
Coding region: 1-3231 (1076 amino acids)
Biological process (GO): protein phosphorylation
Molecular function (GO): protein kinase activity; protein binding; ATP binding
Source: RefSeq, a predicted model, not a curated record
AUGGGCAGAAGUUUCAUUCUUCUCUUUUUCAUUCUACUACAUGCCAAUACUUUACUUGCUAAUAUUAGCACUGAUGAAGCUUCUCUUCUUGCACUUAAAUCACACAUUUCUUCUCAUUCUAACAAUAUCUUAGCAAGCAACUGGUCUUCUUCCGUCCCGGUUUGCAGCUGGAUUGGUAUCACUUGUAGCUCCCGUCACCAUCGAGUCACUGCUUUAAACAUUUCUAGCAUGCAACUUCAUGGUACCAUUCCUCCACACCUUGGAAACCUCUCAUUUCUCGUUUCCCUCAAUAUAAAUAACAACACUUUCCAUGGAGAUUUGCCACAAGAGUUGGCUCAUUUGCAGAGGUUGAAAUUCUUUUAUGCCAAAAACAAUAACUUCACCGGAGCCAUUCCAUCAUUUUUAAGUUUGUUACCAAACCUACGCUUUUUGUACCUAUCGAAUAACCAAUUUUCGGGUAAAAUUCCAUCCUCUCUUUCCAAUCUGACAAAACUGCAAGUGUUGUCAAUACAGAGUAAUUUUUUCGAAGGAGAGAUCCCUCAGGAACUUGGUGAUCUUCGUUACUUGAUUGUCCUAAACCUGCAAUAUAAUCAGCUUAGCGGCUCUAUACCACCAUCAAUCUUUGACAUUACUACAAUGCAAGUGAUUGCUCUUAGCGGCAACAAUUUUACUGGAAAGCUUCCAAUAACUAUAUGUGAUCAUCUUCCAGACUUGGAAGGACUUUACCUCGGUAGAAACUCCCUAGAUGGAGUUAUUCCACCAAACCUGGAGAAAUGCAGAAAGCUUCAAAUAUUGGAAUUGACUGAAAAUGAGAUUGCUGGAACUGUACCAAGAGAGCUAGCCAACUUAACAACUCUUACAGGACUAUAUCUUAUGGAUCUGCAUUUGGAAGGAGAGAUACCAAUGGAGCUAGGUGAUCUUAAGAAACUACAAACAUUAGUAUUAUCACUGAAUGAACUUACUGGCUCUAUCCCUGACAGCAUUUUCAACAUGUCAGCACUGCAGAUUAUAGAUUUUGGACAAAACAAGCUUUCAGGUAUUCUACCUUCAGAUUUAGGUCGUGGAAUGCCCAACCUAGAAGUAUUCUUUUGUGGAGGAAAUAAUCUAAGUGGUUUUAUCUCUGCUUCAAUCUCAAAUUCUUCAAGACUCACAAUGUUAGACCUCUCCAACAACAGUUUCACAGGUCUCAUUCCUAAAUCACUUGGUAACUUAGAAUACCUUGAGAUUCUUAACUUGUGGGGGGAUAAUUUUGUCAGCGAUUCAACAUUGAGCUUCCUUGCAUCAUUGACAAACUGCAGGAAUCUAAGAGUACUCACGUUAUCUGGUAAUCCGUUGGAUGGUGUUUUACCUGCAUCUGUUGGUAAUUUCUCAAACUCCUUGCAAAUUUUUGUAGCUGAUGGUUGUAAACUGAAGGGUGUCAUUCCGAAACAAAUUAGUAAUCUUACUAGAGUUACAAGGAUGAGUCUGGAUAAUAAUGAGUUAACAGGCCAUAUUCCAAAAUCUGUGCAAGCCAUGCUGAACCUUCAACAACUCUCCCUACAAAGCAACAAGAUAGAAGGAGCCAUACCACAUGUUAUCUGCAGCUUAAAGAAUCUAGGUGCAUUACUCUUGUCAGAUAAUCAAUUUUCUGGUUCAGUGCCCUCAUGCUUAGGUAACAUGACCAGUUUGAGGGAACUUUACCUAGCUAACAACAAACUGGAUUCUAGAUUACCUUCAAACUUGGGGAACCUUCAAGAUCUCAUAGUAUUCGAUGUGUCAUCCAAUUUAUUUAGUGGGGAAAUUCCACUGGAGAGCGGAAACUUGAAGGCUGCAACACACGUUGAUCUGUCAAAUAAUUAUUUUUCUGGUAAGAUUCCUAGUACUCUAGGGAGUAUAGAUAAAUUGAUUAAUCUUUCUCUAGCACAUAAUAGAUUAGAGGGGCCUAUUCCAGAAUCAUUUGGCAAAAUGUUGUCCUUGGAGUACUUGGAUUUGUCCUAUAACAAUCUUAGUGGUAAAAUUCCAAAGCCAUUAGAAUCUCUUGUGUAUCUCCAGUACCUAAAUAUGUCAUUCAAUGAACUCAAUGGAGAAAUUCCCACUGGUGGUCCCUUUGCAAAUGUCACCAGUCAGUCUUUCUUGUCCAAUGAUGCACUUUGUGGUGACUCCCGAUUUAAUGUAAAACCAUGCCUAACCAAAUCUACAAAGAAAUCAAGAAGAAAAAAAGUGCUCGCAGGUUUAUAUAUUCUAUUAGGGAUUGGAUCACUCUUCAUGUUGACUGUUGGAAUUGUGGUGUUAAGAUUGAGAAACACAAAGAAGAAUGCAAGUCAAAAGGAUGUGUCUCUCGUAAAAGGGCAUGAAAGAAUUUCAUAUUAUGAACUUGAACAGGCAACAGAAGGAUUCAACGAAACCAACUUGCUUGGUAAUGGGAGUUUCAGCAUGGUUUAUAAAGGGAUACUUAAGGAUGGUAUCAUUUUUGCAGCAAAGGUAUUCAAUGUGCAAUUGGAGGGUGCAUUCAAAAGCUUUGACAUAGAAUGUGAGGUACUCCGGAACCUUCGCCACAGAAAUCUGACCAAAGUCAUCACCAGCUGCUCCAAUCUUGAUUUCAAGGCCCUAGUGUUGGAAUACAUGCCCAACGGGACACUUGACAAAUGGUUAUACUCUCACAACUUGUUCUUGAACUUAUUGCAGAGACUGGCUAUAAUGAUAGAUGUUGCAUCUGCAAUGGACUAUCUUCACAAUGGCUAUUCAACACCUGUGGUGCAUUGUGACUUGAAGCCAAGCAAUGUCUUGCUAGAUCAAGAAAUGGUUGCUCAUGUAAGUGAUUUUGGCAUUGCAAAAAUGUUAGGUGCAGGGGAGGCUUUUGUUCAGACAAGGACAAUUGCAACCAUUGGAUAUAUUGCUCCAGAGUAUGGACAAGAUGGCAUAGUAUCCACGAGUUGUGAUGUUUAUAGUUUUGGCAUCCUGAUGAUGGAGAUGUUCACACGAAUAAGACCAAGUGAUGAAAUAUUUACUGGAGACUUGAGCAUACAACGUUGGAUUAGUGAUUCCUUUCCGGGUGAACUUCACAAGGUGGUGGAUUCUAAUUUGGUACUGACAGGAGAUGAACAAAUUUCCGCAAAGAUGCAAUGUCUGUCAUCUAUCAUGGAAUUAGCUUUGAACUGCACUUUAGUGAGACCUGAUGCAAGAAUUAGCAUGAAAGAUGCUCUUUCAACACUCAAAAAGAUAAGGGUCCAGCUUGUUAGUAGUCGGCACUAGGUGGAAUCGGACUUGUAUGUUAUUUAGUUACCAGUCUUCUCUUGUAUGUUAUUCAAUUUCGCACAAGAAUUUAAGUGUAUUUUAUCUUGGUUGU